This is a messenger RNA of Sorex araneus (European shrew), 3856 nucleotides long. It is a transcript of the gene SLC45A4, whose product is annotated as solute carrier family 45 member 4. The transcript is spliced from 9 exons. Gene Ontology annotation, biological process: transmembrane transport. The record is from RefSeq and is a predicted model, not a curated record. Gene Ontology annotation, cellular component: membrane. Gene Ontology annotation, molecular function: sucrose:proton symporter activity. NCBI's taxonomy places the organism in Eukaryota, Metazoa, Chordata, Mammalia, Eulipotyphla, Soricidae. The coding region runs from base 530 to 2818 and encodes 762 amino acids.
GAUAAAGCGGCGUUGUCCCCGCGCGCCGCCCGCAGCCUCGCCGCGCUCCGUCCGCGCCCGCUCGGCCCCCGCCCCCGCGCCCCGCCGGCCGGCCCGGCCGAGGAGCAGCCGCCGCCGCCGGCCGCGGACACUCGCAGAUGAGAGGGCCGCCCGCCGAGUAGCUCGUGCGGCCCUGCCUGGCUGGAGGAGGGACGUGGCUGUGUCCAUGCCUGCACGACUCGGAUAACAGACCCACCAGUCACUCGAUGGGGAGCAACCGUGGACCCCCUCUUGGUGUCACCUUCCCGCCUCUGUGUAGCCAGAGCCGCUGCUUCCGCACCUGCUCAGUAGUAAUGAUGAAACUGGUAUUAACUGAAUGGCACUCAUGGAUUUUUAACUCUGACGCUCAGUAACCAGCACCACAUGCUCACAGCCCAACCAGAACCGCCUCGUUCUGCCGUGCUAGAGGUGUGGGCCUCGUGCCGGGCCCGUGCGUGCGAGAGGCGGGAGCGCCGAGGCCGAGGAGCGUCGUGUGCCGGGGCGGCCGGUGAUGAGAAUGGCCCCGCAGAAUGCCGACUCCGAGUCCAUGCACGUGCAUGAGCUGCCCGUGGGCCUGCCCGUGCACAAGGCUGCGGGCGCCGAGGCCCGCGAGGACGCGGCCAGCGAGGGCUCCAUCGACCGUAUCCCCGUGCGGCUCUGGGUGAUGCACGGCGCCGUGAUGUUUGGCCGGGAGUUCUGCUACGCCAUGGAGACGGCCCUGGUCACGCCCAUCCUGCUGCAGAUCGGCCUCCCGGAGCAGUACUACAGCCUGACGUGGUUCCUGAGCCCCAUUCUCGGCCUCAUCUUCACGCCGCUCAUCGGUUCCGCCAGUGACCGCUGCACGCUGCGCUGGGGCCGCCGGCGGCCCUUCAUCCUCGCUCUGUGUGUGGGCGUGCUGUUUGGCGUCGCGCUUUUCCUGAACGGUUCUGCCAUCGGCCUGGCCCUCGGUGAUGCCCCCAACCAGCAGCCCAUCGGCAUCGUCCUCACUGUGCUGGGGGUGGUGGUCAUGGACUUCAACGCCGAUGCCACUGAGGGGCCCAUCCGCGCAUACCUGCUGGACGUGGUGGACAGUGAGGAGCAGGACAUGGCGCUGAACAUCCACGCCUUCUCGGCCGGCCUCGGGGGGGCCAUUGGCUACGUGCUGGGCGGCCUGGACUGGACGCAGACCUUCCUUGGCGCCUGGUUCCGGACGCAGAACCAGGUGUUGUUCUUCUUCGCGGCCAUCGUGUUCUCUGUGUCGGUGACCCUGCACCUGUUCAGCAUCGAAGAGGAGCAGUACAGCCCCCCGCAGGAGCGCCGAGCCGAGCCCGAAGGCCCGGCUACCCCGCGCCUGCCCGCGCCCUUCCCUGAUGAGGUGCAGUCAGAGCACGAGCUGGGCCUGGACUUCUCGGACACCGACCUGGUGCGCAGCAAGAGCGACUCGGUGCUACACGUGCCGGACGCGGCGCUGGCCCUGGAGCCCGAGCCGCUCUUCCUGCACGGCAUCGAGCCGUCCAUCUUCCAUGACGCCUCCCGCCCCGGCACACCCCGUAGCACCAGCCGGGAGCUGGCCCUGGCCCGGCCGCCCCGCCGGCGACCCCCUCCCGGGGACAGCGCCACAGAGGACGAGACGCUGCUGGAGGGCCACCCGGAUGACGCCAAGGUGCCCAAUGGGGGCGGCACCCCGGCCUGGGACGGCCUAGGGGACUAUGCGCGCAUCGACGCCAAGCCCACGGCUGCACCAGGCUCCAUGCGGCGGCGCCGGCACGCCUUCCGCCGCCAGGCGUCCAGCACCUUCUCCUACUACGGCAAGCUCGGCUCACACCGCUACCGCUUCCGGCGGGCCAACGCCGUGGUGCUCAUCAAGCCGUCUCGCAGCAUGAGCGACCUCUACGACCUGCAGAAGCGCCAGCGCCAGCGCUGCCGCCGCCGGCACCAGAGUGGCGCCACCACAUCCAGUGGCGACACGGAGAGCGAGGAGGGCGAGGGCGAGACGACGGUGCGGCUGCUGUGGCUGUCCAUGCUGAAGAUGCCACGCGAGCUGACGCGCCUGUGCCUCUGCCACCUGCUCACCUGGUUCUCCGUCAUCGCCGAGGCCGUGUUCUACACCGACUUCAUGGGCCAGGUCAUCUUCGAGGGGGACCCCAAGGCACCCUCCAACUCCACUGCUUGGCAAGCCUACAAUGACGGGGUCAAGAUGGGCUGCUGGGGCCUGGUCAUCUAUGCGGCCACCGGAGCCAUCUGCUCGGCGCUGCUGCAGAAGUACCUGGACAACUACGAGCUGAGCAUCCGCGUCAUCUACGUGCUGGGCACCCUGGGCUUCUCCAUCGGCACAGCCGUCAUGGCCAUGUUCGCCAACGUCUACGUGGCCAUGGUCAUGAUCAGCACCAUGGGCAUUGUGUCCAUGAGCAUCUCCUACUGCCCCUACGCCCUGCUGGGACAGUACCACGACAUCAAGGAGUACGUGCACCACAGCCCUGGGAACUCCAAGCGUGGCUUCGGCAUUGACUGCGCCAUCCUCUCCUGCCAAGUCUACAUCUCGCAGAUCCUCGUAGCCUCGGCCCUUGGAGGCGUGGUGGACGCCGUGGGGACCGUGCGUGUCAUCCCCUUGGUGGCCUCCGUGGGCUCCUUCCUGGGCUUCCUCACAGCCACGUUCCUUGUGAUUUACCCCGACACGUCGGAAGAGACCAAGGACGAGCAGAAGGGCCUCUCUGGCCUAGCGGGGGGCGACAGCAGUGGCGAGAAGCCCAUGGUGCUGCGGCUGGCCGGCAAGGAGGGCGCAGCCCGGGCAGGGCUGGUGGAGACGGAGUCCAUGGUGUGAGCGCCAGGGGUUCGCAGGCGAGGGGCGCAAAGCAGGAGCUGCACAGGGAGAGGCGGGGCAGGGGGCGCGCGCAGGCCUCCCCGCCUGUCUCCCGGCGCCCCCCCCUCCAGCAGUAGGCAGAAGAACCACACUAAUUACUUUUUCUGCAAUUAAUCAAUUUGAAUUUUUUUUUUUUUGAGAAAGAUCUUUUCACUUCAGGCCUCUUAUUGGCGGGUCUCCUUCUGCAUGUUUUUCCGUUGUGAGCCAGGUCUGCAGGGCGGCCGUGGGGCAGAGCCCGAGUCUGCCCUCUUGUAAGCCCGCCCCCCCGCAUGAGCCUCAGGGCCCUUCCCGGGCCGUUGCCCGCCGCGCGUGACUAGCGCCCACACUUUUUGGGGUGCUGUCUGCAGAGACUAGUUUUCUUGACCUUUCGACAGAUUUUCUUCUGGAGCCUGGCAGCUCCUGUUUUAGGCACGCGUGAGAUUGGCCGUGUGCCUUGCACCAAAGCUGGGGAGCAGUGCCCCUGGGUCUCGGGGAGCAGGCAGCUUUGGGGACUGGCUGAGACCCCCGUGAGUGUCGGGUCGGGCUACCUGCCCUCAGCCCUAGGCUCACCAACAGCUGAUUCUGUUUUUGCACUUUGAGCCUCUUCCACCGCCUCUGGGGGCCUCAGGAGAGCAGCGCCCCCGUCCCUGUCCCCAUCCUGCCACCAGGCCUACCUCGGAGCCCCCGCUGGCACCCCCUGGAUGCAUCUGACCUCUCGCCUGCCUACCAUUGGACACUGGAGCAAAGGCGGGGACGGCGGGGGGCGCAGGGAGCUGCUGCCCCCACGCCAUGCACUGUCCCGCUGCCCAGUGCCCGCUCCCAGGCCCCCCUUUCUCCGCUGGGCCCCCAUCACGGAGAGCCCGAGGGUCCCGCCCGCUGCAGGGUCGGCGCCCUCAGAGUGAGCUGGGAGGGCGGAGAAUCAUGCUGCAGUGUGACCGUCCGAGCAAAUGUACAGACACAAAUAUAUAUUUCAGGAUGAAACCAACCAUUUUUAAAUAAAUUACUUGAAUUUUCUGUGUA